Messenger RNA from Chionomys nivalis (European snow vole), 7369 nucleotides. RefSeq names its product nicotinamide riboside kinase 1 (gene Nmrk1). The coding region runs from base 187 to 774 and encodes 195 amino acids. Gene Ontology annotation, cellular component: cytoplasm. NCBI's taxonomy places the organism in Eukaryota, Metazoa, Chordata, Mammalia, Rodentia, Cricetidae. The record is from RefSeq and is a predicted model, not a curated record. The transcript is spliced from 9 exons.
UGGUGACCACGCCCCAAGGCCCAGCUUGUUGGGGGACUUUGAAAGCGGCUAGAGGGCUGCACAGUCCGGGUGAGCACCGGGCAGUGGUUCCCUUGAGACGCUCGUGCGGCCUGUUCUGCGGCCCUGCUGGGGAGGACUCGAUCCCGCUUCGGAACUAAUAGGAAGACGUGAUUUCCAAAGCCAAUUAUGAAAACAUUUGUCGUUGGAAUUGGUGGUGUGACAAAUGGCGGGAAGACAACACUGGCUAAGAAGUUGCAGAAACACCUUCCCAAUUGCAGCCUAAUAUCUCAGGACGACUUUUUCAAGCCAGAGUCUGAGAUAGACACAGAUGAAAAUGGAUUUUUGCGGUAUGAUGUGCUUGAAGCACUUAACAUGGAAGAAAUGAUGUCAGCUGUUUUGCGGUGGAUGGAAAACCCAGGGCACUCUGAGGGACCCACAGCUUUGGAAAGCGCUCAAGGGGUUCCCAUUUUAAUCAUUGAGGGGUUCCUUCUCUUUAAUUAUAAGCCACUGGACACCAUAUGGAACAGAAGUUACUUCCUGACCGUUCCGUAUGAAGAGUGUAAGAGGAGGCGGAGUACAAGGGUAUAUGAGCCACCUGACCCUCCAGGGUACUUUGACGGCCACGUGUGGCCCAUGUACUUAAAGCACAGACAAGAAAUGAACACCAUCACGUGGGAGAUCAUUUACCUAGAUGGAACAAGAUCUGAAGAGGACCUCUUUUCUCAAGUGUAUGAAGAUGUCAAGCAAGAAUUAAAGAAGCAAAAUGGUUUGUGAGUAGCAGCACACAAAUGGAAUGCAGCAAGUCCUUCUAGGAUGGAUUAAGAAACUUGAAGGACAGCAAACCCUACCUCGGGGAAAAAGAAACAUGAAGGGAUGUGUUGACGAACAUUGACUGGGAUGCAGUGUGUCCUGCAGGACAGUGACGGCUGUCUUGUGUCUUUGUUCAUUUUUAUCAUACUUUUCCCAAUCUGUAGAGCAAUGUGUGCCCAUGCCAGGGUUCCUCUAUAAGAAUGGAGGUCAGGUUUUCCUGACGAGGACCUAGCCAGAGAGAAAGAUUUCUGGCUAGUCCACCAGUAUUAUGUUGUGUGUUUCUGCAUUUGUGUGUAUAGUUGUUGUGUCCUCGUUAUUAUCUAUAUUUCUGUUGUAUACACACACUCAAACACUGUGAAAGGAGCCUUGUAUGCUACACAGCAUUUUUUGUGUUUGUGUUGCUUAUAAUAUAUAAUUUGAAAAAUGCUGCUGUUUGCAAUCUCAUAGCAAUGUCCCCCACCUGCAGUCAGCAGCGUUACUCAAAAUAUUGUUCUGACAUUGACCGAGUCAGCAGUUUACUGCAGCAUCUGGAGACUGUCCUUUGUAGUAGCAGGUUUUCUUCUGCUUGACCAAUACCUGUGUGUCUCUGUGAAGAGACUUUUAUAUCCAUAGAAGGAUUCAGUAUGUUUUACUUGGUUUUUUGAAAAUAGUACUCUGAAUUACAAAAUCAUAGUUUUCUUCAAUCAUAUGUAAAACCAGGGCCUUUCUCUGAAAGGCACGGGCAGGGGAUAGAAAUUCUUUCAAUGCUGGGAUUAAAAUUAUGUAUAUAUGUAGACCACUCCUAAUUCAGAUAUCAAAUUUGUUUAUUAAUAAUAAAAAUAGAUUCAGACCAGCCUGGUCUACAAGAGCUAGUUCCGGGACAGGCUCCAAAACCACAGAGAAACCCUGUCUCGAAAAACCAAAAAAUAAUAAUAAUAAUAAUAACAAUAAUAAUAAUAAAAAUAGAUUCCCCACAGUCUUCUCAGUUCAUAUAAUAUAUACUCUUUUUUAAUUAAUUAAUUAAUUUAUUUAAAAUUUCCACCUCCUCCUAUCCUCCCAUUUCCCUCCCACUUCCCCUCACUCCCCCUCUUUCUCGCUCUCCAGUCCUAAUAUUGCCUCACUUGGUCAGUUGUCAUUACUUCAUUAUUUCUAACAUCCAUUGAUAAGUAGUGAGUGUUUUGGUUGUACACAAUAUAAAAAAUACAAAACAUAAACAGAACCUAGGCUCAAAUCAGCAGCUACAUACAUGUAUUUGGCCAAGCUGUUUAAAGUCCUGAUUUUAAUUAUUCUUGAUUAAAGGGUAAGUUUCAAAAUCCCCCUGUGGCAGCAAUGACCCAGGGAGGAUCCUUUCAGCUACUGUUGUAGUCAGCAGAUAGCAGCUGCACACAUGGAAGAGCUCACACUGACAGAGUGUGACCAUUAAAAUCUGUCAAUCAACUAUAGCUGCUGCUGGAAAAACAGCAGGAGGAAAGGGUUUUGCUUUGUGUCCCUAGGGUUUGCUGGCCAGGAGCCUGCAGCAAACAUGGCCUCCCCCAGGGUCCAGAUUGUUGUAGGAGGCCACUUGUUCAUCCUGGCCGUCCAGUACCUAAAUAACCACACAGAAACUGUAUUAAUUAAAUCACUGCUUGGCCUAUUAGCAGCUCUAAUUUCUUAUUGGCUAACUCUUACAUCUUAAUUUAACCCAUUUCCAUUAUUCUGUGUAUUGCCACAAGAUUGUGGCUUACCGAGUAAAGUUCCAGCGUCUGUCUCCUGCGGGGCUACAUGGCUUCUCUCUGACUCUGCCACCUUUUCCCCAGCAUUCAGUUUAGCGGGAGGAGACAGGAACUCAGAAGCAUUCAUUCUGAGCAUGCAGUCUGUGGUUUCAUAGAAAGAGAUUCAGUCAGGAUUCGUAGAGAGAGGAUCACCCCUUCGGUCUGAGCAUUGGUAGAGAUAAGAACUCUCUAGUGGCCGGAUGUUCUGCUUCUCUGAUCCUUCGGCAUUAACCCCUAUAUCUGACUCUGAGUUUUUAUUAUUAAGAACUAUUAGAAUUUGUGCCACACCAAUCAGAAGUGCUCCAGACAGAGCCUUGAUAUGGCUCAGUGUUAGAGAACUUGCCUAGCAUACACCGUCCCCAGCCCUAGUGAUCAAUAAGCCAGUCAAUUAAUGUGCCACAAACUGCAACUCUGUGAUUUUGCACUUCCAAACAUUUUCCCAUCAGUUAUCUAGUGGAUUUUCUUUCUACCUCUUGGAUGCUCUCCAUAUUACAGGACAGUCUCUUGGGGAAAAAAAGGAGAGUCCAGGGUUUUUGAGUCUAGCAUUUUAAAAUAUGGCUUGCCUUUUUAAACACAAUCUAUCCUGCAUUAGUUUGAUGAUUAUAUGGCUUUUCUUAACACUUCAAAGUGACCAUGAAGAAAUCAUCUGACAGGUAAAUCACAGUGAUGUUGUUUCAAUGUUUUUUACAGAGUCAAACCUGUUGACGGUUUUCUUUGUCGCACAAGCAUACAGACACCUACGCAGAACCUGAAAAUUGGCAAUGAUGGCCUUUACUGAGUAUUUUCUUACCAGCGUUUAACUGUGUCUACACCCAGUGUUGAAUGCUGGUAAGAAAAGGUGCUGCCUGAAGGGGCUGCCAGGAAGCCACACUGAAGGUCAGGGUAAGGUCAGGUGUUCGAGGCCAGCCUGAGUUCGAGGUCAGCCUUGGGUAAAACUCUCAGAAACAAAAUUCAACAACAAAAAAUAAAAAUAAACAAGCAAAAAAUUUCCGUUUUGGUUGUUGACAGUGCCUGUAAUCCCAGCAUUUAGAAGGCUGAUGCAGAAUUGUCAGUUCCGGACAAGCCUGGACUGUGGAGUGAUACCCUUCCUACCCCAGAAAGACUGAAAAAGGAAGGGCAGGAGGGAGGAACUGUCCUGUCCUGUAAAGCCUUUCCUGAGUAGACUAGUUUAGCUCUUGUAAGCUGGAUGUUAACCUGUAUAGACUUCACCAGGUUUUCUCUCCCCAGCCCAACUGGCACUUGGGUCUAGAGAGGUCUUCUAUGGGUGGUGUUGUACCCACUGAAGAGACUUAGGGCCGUCUAUCUUCUUGUGUGCUCCCAACCCCACCCUGAGUGGUAACUCUAACACACUUGCUGUUGCCAGUGUCCCCUGGGGACAAAAAUCUUUCCCCAGUUGAGAACAGCUGAUAGUGAAACAAAAUAAAUCUGGCUGGCGGAGAUGCAAAUCUUUUUUUUGACAGAGACAAUAACCCUACAGCCUUCAGUUUAUUGUUCUAUACAGGCACCAGAUUUAUAUCAAAGCGAUGUUAUUCCAAUACUUUUCUUACAGACUCCACAAAUACUGUCUAUAACUCUCUUCGAGCCAGCCUUACUAUCUUGCCAGCUUAUUCAUUUCUUAAAUGAAUCUUCGAGACAUGUUUACUUUAUAUUCGACAAGUCAUAUUUUAAUGAUAUGAGAGGUAACAUACAUUAUUUAAUAUUUAAACAACCAUAUAAUUAUGAGACUGUAGAUGGUACAGUAACUACCCAAAGUCAUGCUUCCAGCAUUCAUGGGAGACAGAUUGGGAACCCAGCUUUUAUGGUUCAAGUAGUGACACUCUUAACCACUGUGCGUGCUGUCCUGUCUUGCAAGGCCAAGCCAGUCCCCAGACUCUGUGACCCAGGCUGGUGGUUUAACUAAGAAUGGCCCUGAUAUGUUCAUACAUUUGAAUGCUUAGUCACCAGGGAGUGUAUGGAAGGAUUAGUAGGAUUAACUGGUAUGGCCUUGUUGGAGGAAAUGUGUCACUGGGGGUGGGCUUUGAGGUUUCAAAGGCCCCAGAAAGGCCCAGUCUCUCUCCUCACUACUCUCUCUUUCUCCCAACCCCCCCCCCCCCCACACACACACCUGCAGACCAGGAUACAGUAGCUCUCAGCAACCACUCCAGUGCCGGGCAUGCCUGCUUCCAUGCUCUCUGCCAUGAUAUUAAUGGACUAAGUCUCUGAAAUUGUAGUCAAGCCCCCAAUUAAAUGCUUUCUCUCAUAAGAGUUCCCUUGGUCAUGGUCUCUUCACAGCAACAGAACAGUGACUAAGACACCCAGCUUCCUGAACCCAUCUUUCAAUUACACCGGCACCAUCCUUCGCCACCCAUUUUGUACACUAUUAAAAAUUUCAUAGUUAAAAUCUAAGGCGAUCUCAGAGACACCUUCACACUUUUUAAAUAUUCUGUGUUUAUGUCAUAACACCACAGAAGCCACCUGAAAGUAGAGUUAACAUUUAUAUAGGAUUAGCUCAGAUUAUUGUUAGUGUUUACAGUAAAUCACAGAUCACACGGAGAAGCAAUGUUUACUUGCUACAAUUGAAAACCGUGAUUUGCUUCCGGAUGAAAUGGGAAGUUAGAAGAUUAACUAGCCAGCUGGAGUCAUCAGUAGGACGAUGUACACCGCCUGGAAAUUAUGUUUAUGAAAUGCGUAUAGGAAAUGAGUAGAAAUUGCAUUUAACUUUGGAACUUGAGCACGCUCGUGUUGUUUACCUCCCUAAGCCUAAAGAAACCGAGCUUCGCACAAGAUUGAAAUUAUCCUACGGUGCCUGACGAAAUUGAUUACGGUUGAUAUAAAGUGUCAUCAAAUGCCUGGCCCCUGGUGUGUGCUUGCUAUUAUUAGACCCAUCUUUCAACCCCAAUCCUCUUGACUCCGUCCUACAGACCUAAAACUGUUCUCACGAUCAAACAGCAUGUUAUGAAAUCAUCUGGGAACGUCUAAGAGGCCCAGCAAAUGCUAAAGCCGUUAAAAGUUUAUUAGACAGAUCUAAGCCUGUCACUAUGGUUAGAGGUGAGUCACUCAUAACUCUUGGGGUUUUUAAAAUUAUGAUUCUUCCCCCUUCAAAGCUUCUCUUUAUACUCGUUUUAAUCGGUUUCAUUCUGUAAAAUCUGAAUGGUGGGGUGAACCGUGUAUUUCUCUGGGACGUGAGACGAUGUGAGAGUGGUCCUCGGCCUUUUAAGGGAUUAUUUGACCUGUGAGUUCUAUUGCGUUCUCUCCCUCCCACCACUCAAGGGAAUCUUAACCCAGUCACAUUGUUCUAUCAGGCUGCUUCCACCGUGUGCUCUUGAACUACCCAUUCUGGGAAAAAAAACAAAAACAAAAAACAAAACAAAAAUUCGCUCUAUCCUGCACAAAAGGCUAUCUGGCAAAGUAGCAGGACCACCAACAUGAAAAAGAGCCAGUGCCAGUUCAUCACCUGGAAGGCUGAGCCAUCUUGCCAAGGGGCCCUCCAGCCCUAAUCAAAACUUUAAAUCAGAAGCCCAUAUGACGUCAGAGACCCUGAAGUAGAAUCAACAACAUGGCCACUCCUAAAAUCCCGACCCUGCCCACUCCACCUCUACAAGCUGACUAGGUAUGGGUGGCUAAGCUUUGGGUAAUUGCCACACACCUAUCUAACAACACGACCUACUCCAGAUUGCUGGCUGAGGCUGCUUUGAGUUCUUGCCUCCCCCAGCCAAAGAAAUUCUGGAGAACUUACGAACAGUAUUCAAAUUACUGGAAAUGGGUCUUGGUUAUCAAUAUAGUUCAAAAGCCCCACAGUUGAUAAUAAUAUGGCGUUAGCUGCAAACCUCUGCUUCAGUUGGGAUUGUAGAGAUUUACCAUGUAAUUAUACGCCACAAUUCAUUAUGAGGGUCAAGACCGGCUUUCAGGGAUAGAAACAAAGUCAGUCACACUACUUCCUCGUUAGGAAACCAGUCUGUGUCCCUUCUACCUCUCCAAGAAUGAGAUAGCCAAGAAUGAUGACCUUUCUUUCAGUUUCCAUCUUAGCUUUAUUGUCCCACAUUAUGACAGAUGGAGGGGUUCCGUGUGGACAUCUCAUUGGCCACGGAACAAUUUACUACUCCCACCAUGCUCUACUGCCAAUCUCCCUAGCUGAUGACUCGGCCAUAAUUCUUUCAAGAACCAUUCAACAGCAUUUUUCAAAUGUCUGUGAAGAUUCCUUUUUGUGCAGAAGAAAUAAGGGUGAUGGUGCCAUGCUUAGCUUCUGUCUGGUCCUCCUCAGCCCACACCCAGGGUGCAAAGACCCUGAGUGUCCCCAACCAAAGCUAGGAUAUGAGUAGGCAGAAGGCAGUGCAAUGUUUUCUGCCUCUCUUUCUUAUCUGUUUCAUGAACAGGCGAGCAGCUUCAUGGAAAUGAAAAUAGCAGAGGCACUGUAGCAAACUAAUACUGGUUUUUAAUCUUUUUGCAGAGAUCCUGACUGUCAAUUGGUCAAGGAAUCAAUCUGUCUAAUAUCUCAAUACCCUAGUAAUUCUUUCCAGUUCCUCUGUCUCCUAACAUACAGAAUUUUUUGGGUCCAUGCGGGCCAUGCAAAGAUGGGGGGCAGAACACCAAAGUCUAUUAAACCAGAAGGAAACUUUAUUCCAGAAAAAAAGAAAGAAAAAUCUCCAUGAGGCACACACACACAAAAAGCUUAUCAGCUGAGACCACAGCCAGAGAUGGACUUGUAUUGGUGUGGUAAUUGGGCUGUUACCAAACUCUCCUUUCUAUAGCAAGAAGCAAGCAUCAGGCAUGAACAAAAGAAGUUUUACAAUCUCAAGGUAAAACUCAGAUACAAAUUGCCUUUUUCACAAUUUCCACUAACAGCGUUUUUC